AUGAUUACAAGACGGGUUUUGUUGUUAGGACUAACCAUUUUAGUAAUAUAUACAACAGUAAGUUUGGCCGGCAGCAAGGAUGAACAAGGAUGGCAACCUGCUACGGCUACCUGGUAUGGCCCUCCAGAAGGAGAUGGAAGCACAGGUGGUGCAUGUGGAUUUGGUGAUCUUGUGGAUAAGGUACCAUAUAAAACGAAAGUGAGCGCAGGAAAUCUCCCCGUGUGGAAAAAUGGAAAAGGUUGUGGAUCAUGCUACAAGGUAAAAUGUAGCGAGGACAUAUGCUCGGGAGAGGCAGUGCCAUUGAUAAUAACGGAUGAAUGCCCAGGGUGCUCCACAGAUCAAGUGUGGUUUGAUCUCAGCGGAUCAGCCUUUGGUCGUAUGGCCGUGCCCGGCCAGGCUGACGCCCUUCGUAAUAAGGGAAAGAUCAAAGUGCUUUACGAAAGGACAAAAUGCAUGUAUCCAGGGUGGAACUUGGCUUUCAGGGUAAACGAGGGAUCCAGUGAGUAUUAUUUCUCCGUACUCAUUAUGUACGAAGGGGGUGAUGGAGAUGUGGCAAGCGUCAAACUAAAACAGGCUGGAUCAAGCACUUGGACGGAAAUGCAGCAGUCAUGGGGAGCAAUAUGGUCCUUAACUGGAGUUGGUCCACUCAAGGCGCCAUUCUCUUUAUCUUUAACAUCACUCUCAACCGCAAAAACAGUGACUGCAAUGGAUGUCAUACCCAGCAGUUGGUACCCAACUGCCACUUACACAUCAUCCCUCCAACUCUUUUACUUCACUUCUAAUGAGACUUCAUUUUGA
This is a messenger RNA of Cryptomeria japonica (Japanese cedar), 798 nucleotides long. Its product is annotated as expansin-B3-like. Gene Ontology annotation, biological process: sexual reproduction. The record is from RefSeq and is a predicted model, not a curated record. Gene Ontology annotation, cellular component: extracellular region; plasmodesma. The transcript has 5 exons. Lineage: Eukaryota; Viridiplantae; Streptophyta; Pinopsida; Cupressales; Cupressaceae. The coding region runs from base 1 to 798 and encodes 265 amino acids.